Molecule: messenger RNA, 885 nt
Organism: Vicia villosa (hairy vetch)
Lineage: Eukaryota; Viridiplantae; Streptophyta; Magnoliopsida; Fabales; Fabaceae
Product: ribonuclease 3-like protein 3
Exons: 3
Coding region: 1-885 (294 amino acids)
Biological process (GO): siRNA processing
Cellular component (GO): cytoplasm; nucleus
Molecular function (GO): RNA binding; ribonuclease III activity
Source: RefSeq, a predicted model, not a curated record
AUGGCAGCUCAACCACUCGGAGAGCAAGAGGAAACAAUUCUGUUCCAAACAAGUGCCCACACCAUUGAACGUCAGGAAAAGGAAAUCUCUCUAGAACAGAAAGAAGAGACCUACAACAAAGAUUAUCUGUCACCACUGCCACUAGAUGAAGUGGAAGCAAUUAUCAACUACGAAUUCAAGAAUAAGCACUUGUUAGAAGAGGCUUUUACGCACAAAACUUACGGUGCAGACAACAAUUUAUGUUAUAAGCGGUUAGAAUAUGUAGGAGAUGUUGUUCUUAACUUAUUCAUAGUGACAGAACAAUAUUUCUCUUAUCCAAAUUUGGGACCGGGAGUUUUGACUCCAAACAAAUCAAAGAAUGUUGAUACUGAUAAACUCGCACGUGUGGCUAUUAAACAUGAGUUACAUCGGUAUUUGAGACACAAACAACCCUAUCUUGAUGAAGAAAUUCAAAGAUUUAUAGAAAGAGCGGACGAGUAUUACUUACAUUCUAAUGGACAACUUUACGUACCCAAAGCUCUUGCUGAUAUUGUUGAGUCUACCAUCGGUGCUAUUUUUAUUGAUUCUGGUUUAUCCCGUGAAGUUGUGGGGAAGGUUGCUAGAAAAUUACUUGAACCUAUAAUUGAGCCGGAUUCUGUUAAAAAGCAUCCUGUCUCACAACUUAUUGAAGUAUGUCAAGAGAAAAAAUUCAAAUUACAAUUCAUAGAUUUGUGGGAAGAAUCUUCAAGUAUUGAAGUCUUUAUAAAUGAGAAAUUUGUUGGAAGAGGCAUUUAUGGCUCUAAGAAAGCCAUUGCACGUUAUAGAGCGGCGAAAAAUGCUUUGGAUAAUAUUGAUAAGGUGUUGGAUAUAAGCACAUCUACAACAAAAGAUGCUAUUGAAGAUUGA